Molecule: messenger RNA, 1395 nt
Organism: Coccomyxa subellipsoidea C-169
Lineage: Eukaryota; Viridiplantae; Chlorophyta; Trebouxiophyceae; Coccomyxaceae
Exons: 6
Coding region: 71-1213 (380 amino acids)
Source: RefSeq, a predicted model, not a curated record
GUCUCAAAGAAGUCCACUUAUCGCUGCAUGUGUGGUAUAUAGCUUCCCUUCUUUAGGUCUGUGUAUCGAAAUGACUACAGAUAGACCUCCAGAUCGCCUGCUCCCUUCCCCACAGUGGCCGCAGUCCUAUGGGAGCGUGUACAGAGACUGCAUUCCUAAUGCAUUGAUGAGCGACAUCCUAAAUGAUGCUCCUGCUGUGGCCAAUUGUCCCAAUUUCUGGACGCCAAAGGCUAAUGUAGAGGCGGCAGGGCAAGCUUGCACUGCAUGCGAGGCAGCUAUCAGCAUCCUCUACGAGAAGGUCAUGCGGCAUUGGCUGCCACAUGACUGGGCUGGUGCCGAGUGGUGGGUGCAAGUGUACGAGAGAGGCAAAGGGCUAGCGUUUCACUUUGACAAGGACGAGCAUCUCUUCAAGGAGGACCGCCGAAUGGUGCACCCGAUGCUCUCCUCCAUCCUGUACCUCACUGGCAGCACCUUCCCUAAACGCCUAGGGCCGACAGUGGUGGUGGACCAGAGAUUUGACAACGCCAAAAUGCGCGCGUGCCCUGAUGAUCCACAGCGGUGCGCCAUGAUAUAUCCGCGCCGCGGCGCUUUCGCGGUAUUUGACGGUGGUCUCGGCCACGGCGUUCUCGGCAGCGCGGCCCCUGACCUGCGCGCGACGCUGCUCAUCAAUUGGUGGCCGCACCAGCCGCAGGGAGUGAAUGCCAUUACACCAAAGGAGGCCUCCGAGCACUCGCUCUCCAUCAAGCGCUGGCCCUGCAGCACGAGCAGCACAGCGUCCAGUGGAGCCAUCCCUGCGACAGCUGGCAAUCUUCCUCUCCAGCAGCUGUCGCUCGGGGGCAGCCAGCUACCCACUGCAGAACCUGCAAGCCAAGCAGCACAGGCAGGAGCGCAGAGUGCUGUGCCGGGCCGCCCAGACGGCAGUAGCAGUUCAAGUGCGGCCGGGAGCAGUGCAGGGGAGCAGGGCAGUGAGAGAGGGGUGGAUGGUUUGCUGUACAGCAAAGGCCUUUCACUGGUGGGCUCUAGUGCGGUCAGCUCUGUGGCGAUUGACCACUCUGGCUGGGCGCUGUAUCCUCUGGGUGAUGAAGCACAAGAGGAGCAGGAAGAAGGAGAGGCUCCCAUGCAGACAGCAGCCGUGUUUGUGCCGCUCCACAUGAUGCCAUCCCCCUCUUCGUCAUCAGCAUCUGGCUCAGACCGCGAGGAAGAGGGUGCAUGAGUCACUCAUGAUGAGUGUGAGCCACACUGUGAGCACAUGGUAGCCACAUGUGAAACGUUUUAAAGGAGGGCAUGAUGUUUGCUUUGACUAGUACCAUGGGUUUUGUAGUUGUUAUGGAGUAUUAAUCUGAAGCCUCCACGGUGCGAUGCCAGGUGCAUGCUCACUAAAUCUAAAAAGUUGCU